Messenger RNA from Glycine soja, 1559 nucleotides. Its product is annotated as probable enoyl-CoA hydratase 2, mitochondrial. NCBI's taxonomy places the organism in Eukaryota, Viridiplantae, Streptophyta, Magnoliopsida, Fabales, Fabaceae. Gene Ontology annotation, molecular function: enoyl-CoA hydratase activity. The transcript is spliced from 8 exons. The record is from RefSeq and is a predicted model, not a curated record. Gene Ontology annotation, cellular component: mitochondrion. Gene Ontology annotation, biological process: fatty acid beta-oxidation. Bases 266 to 1192 code for a protein of 308 amino acids.
AUUCUUAAUGUUAAUAGGGAAAAAAAAUCAUCUCUAUCCUAUCUCACUUCCUCUCACUUCAUUCCUUCCUAAAUCAUCCCAUCCAAACAAAUCAAAUCAUAGGUGGCGUUUCAAUGCGUGAAACCAAACUAGCAGGAUGAUAGUGCCUCCAUUAAACACGAAAGUCGCAAAGAGACAGUGAUCUUCUCGUUCUUGUCUGAAGAAGUCGAUCAUCUCCCACCGAAGAAACAGAGCAGAACUGAACUAGCAUUGACCAAAAAGAAAAAUGUGCGCUUUGAGAGCGUUGACUAGGUCCGUAUGCAACAGCAGCUCCUAUGUUAAAACUUCCAAACCCUAUCUCAUUCUCAAUCUCAUCACCCAUCAGCACCAGACCCGUAGAAAUCUUAUUCUUGAGUCUUCCGCUUCUGAAUUCGUCAAGCUUCACAAACUCACUGGCCCUGAUUCCGGGAUUGUCGAAAUUAGCUUGGACAGGCCUCAAGCCAAAAAUGCUAUAGGGAAAGAGAUGCUGCGAGGCCUGAGUCAUGCGUUUGAGUUGAUUAAUCAGAAAUCUUACGCUAAUGUUGCUAUGAUCAGUAGUUCAGUUCCUGGGGUAUUUUGUGCUGGGGCUGAUUUAAAGGAGCGCAGGACCAUGAGUCAGUCAGAAACUAAGAUUUUUGUGAAUUAUCUUCGCUCCACAUUCUCAUCUCUAGAGGCUGUCAAUGUACCAACUAUUGCUGUUAUUGAAGGAGUAGCUCUUGGUGGUGGACUUGAAAUGGCUCUUGCAUGUGAUAUUCGAAUAUGUGGAGAAAAUGCUCUGAUGGGUUUGCCAGAGACAGGACUUGCAAUUAUCCCUGGGGCAGGUGGAACACAGCGACUGCCAAGAUUGGUUGGAAAAGCAAUAGCAAAAGAUAUUAUAUUCACUGGUCGAAAGAUUGAUGGCAAAGAGGCACUGUCCUUGGGUCUAGUCAAUUAUUGUGUUCCUGCUGGUGAAGCUUAUUCAAAAGCACUUGCAAUUGCUCAGGAUAUCAAUCAGAAGGGUCCUGUAGCUUUAAGGAUGGCUAAAAGAGCUAUUAAUGAGGGAGUUGAGACUGAUCUAAGAUCAGCUUUGGAGUUGGAAGAAGAUUGCUAUGAUCAGGUCUUGAAUUCUAAAGAUCGAUUAGAAGGUUUGGCUGCAUUUGCUGAGAAGCGGAAACCAAGGUAUGUUGGUGAGUGAAAGGAGUGGUCUUUCGCUGAUUGGGUCUAGAGAGGUUCAUCUAUCAUGUAGAUUAGAGUCAUCUAGAGCCUGGAGUCAAGUUCCUAGAUGAGAAAAUCUCAUAACUAUUUGCUGGGGACAAUCUCUUCCCCUUUUGAGUAAAGUCAUCUUCCUGAAGCUGAAAAGUGUCUCUAAUAUCAAGCACCUUGAGAUGGCUUUGAGCUUUUUCUUCAUCAUUUAUAUUAUUGUUUUAAAGAUUCAAAAUUUUCUUUUCGAUGUUUUCUGGCAAUAAAUUAAUCUGUUUGGGAACUUGGAGUGUAAACUUGUGGUGAUUCAAUGUAAAGAAUAAAGUCCAUUUGGAUAAUCAAUUAACCCUUAAGAACCUGUA